GCACUGGCCUCCUCUGACAUGACCACAGAGUUAGACAAAACUCUUCCUUCCUCAGUUGCAACAGCAACCACUGUGGAGACCACCCAUACCAGACAGGGACCGACUUCCUCUGUCCUAGCUGAACUAGAAUCAUCCACAGACACAGCUCCACGGGUGACUUUUUUCUCCUUAGGAGAUCCAAGUGUUUUGCCACCUACCUCUGACGUCUUUGAUACCAUAAAGACCCCCAGGGAGCCAACAUCCUCCCUGACCAUGGGAUUGGGUACCACAAGCACCAUUGAGGGGCUGAGAGCAACAAGUACCUCUGAGGGGACCAGCUCCGCUGCAGAGCCAAGCCCUGGCUUCAGUGCCUACACUGAGGUGUCCAGUGAAAAAGUCAUCUUUUCAGGCAGGGCGACCAACCCACAGCCGGGUGAAGACACCCAAUCACCAGACAACACCUCUGGAGAGAUCUCUGCAUUCACCAGCUCCCUGGCCAUGACACAAUCUGUGGACGUGACCCCUUCCAUCCAGGCCUGCUGUAGCUCAGCAACAACUCCAAGGACCACCAGGGGUGACACUUCAACGUGGAUGGGAGCCCCCUCUAACGGGACACACGGUCUUUCUCAUCUGCAAGCAACCGUCCUUACGAACGCAGGUCCUGAGAAUGCGUUAAGGACUCACCAAGCCUCUGUGGAUGAUGUAACUGCUGACCCUUCCCCGCUGUCGGCUCCUACCACAUCCUUCGUUUCAACAGAGGACCCCGCCUCUUUUUCUGCCGUCACUCCUUCACUUCCGACUUCCGGCCUUACCAAGACCUCCAACGUUGUAAGCGCCAGCAUGGACACAGCGAGCAGUCCAUCCCCUCUCCUGACCACAGGGAGGGGCCCCACUUCCCUUGCUGUUGUGUCUGGCGUGGCAUCCCGCUCGAGCGUGAAUGAUACAACCUAUGGUCCUGCUCACCGAUCUUCACCUGCGGUGACCUCAUCAUCUCCUGCUUCGUCCACAUCAGCAGACAGCAGCCCCUUCUCUCCCCUGACCACUGCUUCACUGCUCACCCCUGGUCUGACGCAGACCACAGAGAUGAACACAACCCCGCCACCGGAAACCAACUUGUCUCUAAAUCCCAGUAGUACCUCAGUUGAUGCAUUACCUUUCUCUGAUGUCCACACAGAGUCGGACAGGAGUCCUCCUUCCUUAGAAUCAGCAGUGACCGUGGUGGACACCGUCAGUGUUGGACAAGAACCAGUCUCUUCUGUCCUGGCUUCCCCAGAGACAACCACAGCUACAUCUCAACGGGUGACUGAUGUCCCCUUAGGGGAUACAAGUAUUUUCCCAUCAACCCCUGCCUUCUUUGAUACAACCAAGAGUCACAGAGGGCCAACGUUUUCCUGGACCACUGGAUGGAGAGCAACCAGUGCCUCCGAGGAUGGCAGCUCUACAGCAAAGACAACUGGCCUUUCUGAAGGGGCUGUUGGAGCUACCACUGAGGUCACUGGGACAAGAACCAUCUCUGCUCACCAAGCACAUAGCACAGGCCCAGUCCAGCCACCAGGGUCACCACGCACUCCCACUGGGAAGAGCUCCGGGUUUCCAGCCUCCCCUAUGGCACAAAGCACCCUUCUAGGGGAAAAGCCAACCACAAACUCAAGAACAGGACCCCGUAGUGCUGUGACUCAGAGUCCUUUCCACUUGGAAACGACCACUUUUCGAAGCUGGAAACCCGAGCAUGCCUCAUGGACAAGCACCAUCUCUGUAGCUACAACAGCCUCCGAGGAUGCUCGGAAUUCUGCCCGUCACGUGACUCCAGUUCCUGUUUCAACAGAGAGCAGCUUCUCUUCUCCCCUGACCACUUCUUCACUGCUCACCUCUGGUCUGAUGAAAAACCCUGAUGUCAUGAGCGACUCCAGAAAAACCAAUGUCCUCAACUUCAGGAUUGACAGCAAGAAGUACCUCUGA
Messenger RNA from Ochotona curzoniae (black-lipped pika), 1938 nucleotides. RefSeq names its product mucin-16-like. The record is from RefSeq and is a predicted model, not a curated record. The coding region runs from base 19 to 1938 and encodes 639 amino acids. Lineage: Eukaryota; Metazoa; Chordata; Mammalia; Lagomorpha; Ochotonidae. The transcript is spliced from 4 exons.